Messenger RNA from Meriones unguiculatus (Mongolian gerbil), 442 nucleotides. RefSeq names its product defensin beta 123 (gene Defb123). Gene Ontology annotation, biological process: innate immune response. NCBI's taxonomy places the organism in Eukaryota, Metazoa, Chordata, Mammalia, Rodentia, Muridae. Bases 166 to 369 code for a protein of 67 amino acids. The transcript is spliced from 2 exons. The record is from RefSeq and is a predicted model, not a curated record. Gene Ontology annotation, cellular component: extracellular region.
CUCGGCUGGUGUGGCUCCACACUGUAUCCAUCCGGAUAAGGGCUGUUCCCGUGGGAUGUCCCCGGAGAUCCAAGGAACUUCUGCUAGAGAGGCCGGCCUCCCCUGCUAGCCACUAUCUUUGCCGCAGGUUUGGACUCCAAGCCUCACCUUGGGCCUUCUCCCACCAUGAAGCUCCUGCUACUGGCUUUGGCCGCACUACUGCUCUUGUCCCAGCUCACUCCAGGUGACACUCAGAAAUGCUGGAAUCUCCAUGGCAAGUGCCGCCACCGGUGCUCCCGGAAGGAGAGCGUCUAUGUCUACUGCACAAACGGGAAGAUGUGCUGCGUGAAACCCAAGUUCCAGCCGAAGCCAAAGCCCUGGAUGUUCUAAGCGGGGAUGUCGCCCUUGGCAAAGCCGUCCUAGGCUGACCCCGUGGAUCCUUGAGCUCAGUCAAUAAAUGCAC